AUGAAGCCAACACUGGCAUUCCUACUGCUGUUAGCGUCCGUCUUGGUCCAUAUGGGGUCCAGUUUCUCAUUUGGGAGAGAAGGGGCUCAGUACGCCUCCUGGGAUGACAUGAACGUGGUGGCCCACGGGCUUCUCCAGCUGGGCCAGGGCCUCAAAGAACACGUGGAGAAAACCAAGCGCCAGAUAAGAGACAUCUCCACCAAGCUGAAAGCCUUCAAUGGCACAGUGGCUGACUUGAGCAGGCAGAACAAGAGCCUGCAGGAGGGUGAGGAGGCAUUGAAGACCAGAGCCCAGGAGAUGGUGGAGAGAGAGAGCCAGGUGGUGAACAUGUCUGCUGAGGUACAUGCGAGUGCAGAGGAGCUGAGGGCAGAGCGCCAGAGAAUGGACAGGCUAGAAGAGAGGGUGGAUGGAAUGCAGCAAGGACGGGGGCUGAAGCUGAACAACAGCAGUAACAACCGCAGUGAUGAUGCCAACUUCAUCCAGGUAAGUGAACAAUCUGCCACUUUUUCACAAUACACUGUGGGUGAUAUCUAAAAUAUUAAUCGGGGAGUAUUUCUUCCAUUCCUUAAUUAAAUAUGAUUAAUAACAUGAUAAAUAAAUGAAUUGAAUAAAACGAAAGUCAGAGGUCCAAAAUAAUGUUAGCUGCUGACUCACAUCAGAGGGUUCUAAUACAUGUUAUUUAAAUACUUGUUUGUGUAUUUUAGUAUUUUCAAAGAAUGUGGCCCGAAUCAAUUACUUCAAUGGAAGUAUUUUAAAGUAAUUUCAAAUACUUUCCUAUAAAUUGCCUACUAUUUGAACAUAUUUUCAAAAACGUAAUUCCAAAUGCAUCAUUUCAAAUACAGUACCAAACAGACCUGGUUCAAAUGCAUGAGUGUAUUUUAGUAUUUUCAAAGUGCAUUUCCAAAUACAUUCCAAUUACAAAUACAUUCCAAUUAAUUACUUUAAAUAAAAAAAAUAUCAAAAUACUUACUUCCAAAUGUCUUUGUAAUUGAAAUACCCUUUGAAAUUGAAAAUAGUAUUUGUACCCAGGUCUGACUCACGUUGACAGUUUGAUCUUGUGAUGAUGGACAGUGAAGUUAUACGAGUCAAGUCCUGUAUUCAAGUAAAGGGGCAAGCUUCAAUAUACUGCAAUUAUGGAAAGUACAUCCAUGUCCCACAUUAUCAAUAUCUUCGGAAGUUAAGAAGAGAUUGUGAACACAACGAAAAACAGAAAACAGAUCUCAUUUGUGUCACUUCUUUCCUCAGCGGUUACUGGAGGCACAGAAUAAAUGGAUAGAUGACCUGGUGGACAGAAUAAGGCAACAGCAGGACGAACUGGAGAAACAGAACAUGCACCUACAGGCACUCCAGGGCAAGGUAUGUACUGUACAAUACCCCCUAUUGCGUGUAUGUGUGUGUACAAUAUCUGAUGGGACAUGUUUGUCUUUUCCCUCAGGUUAAACAGAGGAGAGUGAAGUCCGUUGUCAGGCGGAAACAUCAGGAAAUAGCACUGAAGGAUUACACUGAAGAAGUCGCUUCUCUAACUGGUAAGCCUAAUACAUCUUAAUAGAAUAUGGACAUUGAAUCCACUCCCACUAGUCAAUUUUGUUGAAUUUCCAAUUCACUCCCAUUUACACGACCUACUCUUCAACAACACACAACCUUUACUCCAGUUUUUCAAAAGCCAGACCAUAUCCCUCCGAGUUCUUUUUCUACACCAUCCUGAACUGUUACAGCUGUUGAGGGAGGAGAACGCUACAAAAGCCUAAGAAAAAUACUAGACAUUUCUCCUUCAGCCCUUCCUAUGUAGUCAUUGAUAAGCAGCUGGCAUUGCCCUAGAUCAUUAUACAAGUUGCCACUGAAUACGUUAAAUGAAUAUGAAAUGGUUACUGAUCAACGUGUAUCGGUUUUGUUGUUUCAGAGUUGGCCACGGACUGCCAUGAGUUGUUCCUGAAAGGGGAGAGAAAUAAUGGAGUGUACGCCAUCCAGCCUCGCAACUCUCAGCCCUUUGACGUCUUCUGUGAAAUGACUGCUGGUGAGUGAAAGAAAAACUCAAAUCGUUUUGUUCUUGGUUGCUCUAAACUUCUAAAAUCGCCAUCGGCUGGAAUUUGCCCCGACAGAUACAGGCUUCUCCAAGAACAGUUGCUUUGCACAGGGAAACACCAUUGGCUGUGGAACGAUUGGAACAUUCCUUGGCUAAUUCCCUCUCUCUCCGUCUUUUCUUUUACAGAAGGUGGAUGGACGGUCAUCCAGAGACGGCAAGAUGGAUCCCAGAAUUUCAAUCAAUUAUGGGAGGCCUAUCAAAAAGGCUUUGGCAGCCUGAAAGGUAUGUUCUUUUAUUAGAGCAAAUGUAUAUGGAAACCCUUUCAAUACAGCCAAUAUUUAAAUAAUGUUCACGUUCAUGUGAAUAAUCUGGAUUCUAAUUCUCUUUUAGGUGAGUUUUGGCUGGGACUGGACAACAUCCACACUCUGACCAAACAGGAAGAGCUCACACUGCUGGUGGAGCUGUCUGAUUGGAGGGGAGAGGCUCAGUCUGUGCAGUACACAUUCCGAUUGGGUGGAGAAGAGAGUAACUACGCCCUCUACCUCCCCAAGACUAUAUGCGAUAGCCUGGAAAAUGGCUUAACCACCGGGCCCUCCGGACUGUCCUUCUCCACUAUCGACAGAGACAACGAUCUGAACGCCGAUGUCAACUGUGCCAAGCAACUCUCUGGUAUUUUAGUGUUUCUUGAACAUUUUACUCUGAAAUUGCAUAUUUCUUGAACCUCACUGAACUUCUUGAAACUUCUCAUCUAAUAGUAUGUUCUCUAACAAGUGUCUUGUUUCCUCAUAGGUGGCUGGUGGUUCAGCAACUGCGGUCAAUCCAACCUGAAUGGCAAGUACCCUAGAAAACCCAACAUACGUCAAAGACGACAGCCAAGGAAGCAACUGAUAUUUUGGAAGACCAACCAUGCCCUGAGGACCACUGUAUUGAAAAUUGCCCCAGCUACAGUCAAGUCGUCGGUGGAUCAAGGUUAUUAUUAG
Coregonus sp. 'balchen' is the source of this 3003-nucleotide messenger RNA. The record is from the annotation of a GenBank genome assembly. NCBI's taxonomy places the organism in Eukaryota, Metazoa, Chordata, Actinopteri, Salmoniformes, Salmonidae.